Molecule: messenger RNA, 1413 nt
Organism: Acanthosepion pharaonis
Lineage: Eukaryota; Metazoa; Mollusca; Cephalopoda; Sepiida; Sepiidae
Source: the annotation of a GenBank genome assembly
AUGAUUUUUUUUUGUUGUUCACAUCUAUCUAUUUCUCUAUCUAUCUAUUUGGUGCAUCUUUUACUCGUUGAUAUUCUUGUUUUUCUUCUUCUCCUUCUCCUUCACAUUCUCCUCCUUUUUGUUAUUCUUCAUGUUAAUCCUCUUCUUGUCCUCCUUCUUGUUCUUCGUCGUCCUCUUCUUCUUCUUCUUCUAUUUCUUCUUCUUCUUCUCUUUCUCCUCUUCCUUGUUUUUCGUCUUCUUCUUCUCCUCCUCUUUCUUGUUUUUCGUCUUCUUCUUCUCCUCCUCUUUCUUGUUUUUCGUCUUCUUCUUCUUCUUCUUUUUUUUCUUCUUCUUCUCUUCCUCUUCUUUCUUUUUUUUCGUGUCCUUCUUCUUCUCCUCUUCCCCCUCUUUCUUGUUUUUCGUCUUCUCCUACUCUUCCCCGUCUUUCUUGUUUUUCGUCUUUUUCUUUCCUCUCCUCUUCUUUUUUGUUUUUCGUCUUCUUUUUCUUCUUUCUUGUGUGCUUCUUCUUUCUUGUUUUUCUUCUUCUUCUUCUUCUUUCUUGCUUUUCUUCUUCUUCUUCUUUCUUGUUUUUCUUCUUCUUCUUCCUCUUUCUUGUUUUUCUUCUUCUUCUUCCUCCUCUUUCUUGUUUUACGUCGUCUUCUCUUCCUCCUCUUCCUACUCUUUCUUGUUUUUCGUCUUCUUCUCCUCCUCCUCCUCUUUCUGUUUUUUCGUCUAAUUCUCCUCCUCCUGCUCUUUCUUGUUUUUCUUCUUGUUGUUUUUCGUUUUCUUCUUCCUCCUCUUUCUUGUUUUUCUUCUGCUUCCUCCUCCUCUUUCUUGUUCGUCUUCUUCUUCUUCCUCUUUCUUGUUCGUCUUCUUCUUCCUCUUUCUUGUUCGUCUUCUUCUUCCUUGUUCGUCUUCUUCUUCUUCUUCUUCUUCUUCUUCUUCUUCUUCCUUUGCAAUUUUAGCCCAUUUUGUUUUUUUUUAUUUAACAAAAAAUAUUCAUUCCCUUAUGUAACCUUCUUCUUUCUCCUCUUCUUCUUCCUUUUCUUCUUCCUUCUCUUCCUCUUCUUCGGUCUCUCUUUUGAUCUUGUUGUGGCUACUUUUGUUCUCAGAAUUUUAUCUAUAGAAUUUUAUCUAUAUGCCUAUCGUCGUCUUAUAUCUGUACUUAUGGUUGUUGUUCUUCAUUUACAUCUUCUUUUACUUCUUCCUUUCUUCUUCUUUUCAUCUUCUUCUUCAUCUCUGCCAUGCGCCAUUGUCGAAUUGAAAAAUAAUAAAGGUGUUUCAAAGCGGGCCAUCUGUUGUGCGCGCUGUUUUCAUUGCGCGUUUCCUGCUCUCCACAUCACAGUCACUUCCCCACAUCAUUAUCUCUCUAUCUAUCUAUCUAUCUAUCUAUCUAUCUAUCUAUCUAUUUAUCUAUCUAUCCUUCCUAAAUAA